Opisthorchis viverrini is the source of this 618-nucleotide messenger RNA. RefSeq lists its product as hypothetical. The transcript is spliced from 5 exons. Lineage: Eukaryota; Metazoa; Platyhelminthes; Trematoda; Opisthorchiida; Opisthorchiidae. The record is from RefSeq and is a predicted model, not a curated record. Bases 1 to 618 code for a protein of 205 amino acids.
AUGAAACGUUGGAUCAUGGAAUCUGACUCUACGAGUGGAGUUAAACGUUGGAUCAUGGAAUCUGACUCUACGACGCUGUUCCAUAGUGGAGUUGCCAUCAAACUGCUGCAAUAUUACCGAUUCCGUCACUCGUGGGAGGAACGACCGAACAUCUCAGCUAGUUGUGGUCUGUGUGAGGCCAUUCAAGAGUGGGAAAAUUUCGGAACAAACCGAAAUGUUGAGGCGCGAGCAGCAGUUGCUGGUCACCCGGCAGUCUCUGAGGAAUAUACUCCAAGUAUCUUUUGCAGAAGCUUGCCAAGCGUCCGGGGGCCGGCAGUUAUCAUCAACGCGCAUGGAAGACGUCUCCUUGAUUGGCAUCUCAUCACGAAGCUAGGCGAGAAGUUCAAAAACCGGGAUGCAGUCUUGCCGCUGAGUUGCUAUAUCAGUGGGAAGGAGGUUAUUGGCAAACCUAUUUCAGCUGCACGAGAUCCAGUUCGCAUGUUCGAGCUCCUGUACACGUUGAUUACCGGAACUCUUACUCCUUAUGAAAGGAAGAAGGCCUCCGAUGCGGAGUUGGUUCGGGCGGUCUGGAAAGUGCGGGCACUGAACAGCACGUUAUCUGCAGAAAUGCUCAGAUAA